This is a messenger RNA of Salvelinus sp. IW2-2015, 2715 nucleotides long. RefSeq names its product 5-hydroxytryptamine receptor 7-like. The record is from RefSeq and is a predicted model, not a curated record. Gene Ontology annotation, molecular function: G protein-coupled serotonin receptor activity; neurotransmitter receptor activity. Gene Ontology annotation, biological process: circadian rhythm; smooth muscle contraction; G protein-coupled receptor signaling pathway, coupled to cyclic nucleotide second messenger. Gene Ontology annotation, cellular component: dendrite; plasma membrane. The transcript is spliced from 2 exons. Bases 289 to 1527 code for a protein of 412 amino acids. Lineage: Eukaryota; Metazoa; Chordata; Actinopteri; Salmoniformes; Salmonidae.
GUGAUGGUCACCAUUGAACUACCUUACAUUUUACAAUGUAUCACAAACCAAGCUUGUUAACCGGAGUCUGUUUAUCCUAUUAAUUUACUCUAUCCCAUUAACCUGCUGCCUUGGCGCCGCUGCAUGGAUAACGGUACUACCGGGACUGGUAAUUUGGGGAAAUUAUGGAAAAGACAAAUGAUUCAAUGAAGUUGGGGGGAAUAAUCAUUGUGCAUUGAUGGAUUCCCAAUGCAUUAUUAAUAACGGAUUAAUAUAUAAGAAUGGAACCAAUUACAUCUUAUUAAUCUCAUGAGAUCAUCUUUGACCAAAGACCUGAUGAAGGAACUUGCCAGGACCAGUAUGACUACAGCGGGGAUGGAUCUGCGUCUGCUGAGGGCGCACCAAACAACCACUGCAACUUUGCCAAUUCUGAGCCCCAUGGAAAAUGACACGACAUGCGGGAUGCAGAUUCUCAGCCACGGGAAUGUGGAGAAGGUUAUUAUCGGAGGAGUUCUCACUGUGCUCACUUUGCUCACCAUUUGCGGGAACUUACUUGUGGUGAUAUCCGUGUGCUUUGUGAAGAAGCUGAAGCAGCCCUCCAAUUAUCUCAUCGUUUCCCUGGCGGUCGCGGACCUGUCUAUAGCGGUGGCGGUGAUGCCUUUUGUCAGCAUCACGGACCUCAUUGGGGGGCAGUGGAUCUUCGGACAGGUGUUCUGCAACGUUUUUAUUGCCAUGGACGUGAUGUGUUGCACUGCAUCAAUCAUGACCCUGUGUGUAAUAAGCAUAGACAGGUACCUAGGCAUAACUAAACCCUUGACCUACCCUGUGCGACAGAGUGGGAGAUGCAUGGCCAAAAUAGUUCUGUCUGUGUGGCUGCUGUCGGCCUCCAUCACCCUUCCCCCGUUGUUCGGCUGGGCCCAGAACGUCAACGACGACAAGGUGUGUCUAAUCAGCCAGGACGUGGGCUACACUAUCUAUUCCACCGCCGUCGCGUUCUACAUCCCCAUGUCGGUGAUGUUGAUGAUGUACUACAACAUCUACCGAGCGGCCAAGGUGAGUGCCGCCAAGCACACCAUCCAAGGCUUCCCCAAGUUGGAGGACGAAUGCAACAGUGUUGACUGCGUGGCCGCGGCCCUUAAGCUCCAGAAGGAGGUAGAGGAGUGCGCCAGUUUCUCUCGUCUGCUGAAGAACGACAGGAAAAACAUCUCCAUCUUCAAACGGGAACAGAAGGCGGCCGCCACCCUGGGCAUCGUGGUGGGGGCCUUCUCCGUCUGUUGGCUGCCCUUCUUCCUUCUGUCCACGGCCAGGCCCUUCAUCUGCGGGCCGGAGUGUAGCUGCGUUCCCCUCUGGGUGGAGAGGUUCCUGCUCUGGCUGGGCUACGCCAACUCCCUCAUCAACCCCUUCAUCUACGCCUUCUUCAACAGGGACCUGAGGACCACCUACCGUAACAUCCUACUCUGCAGGUACAGGAACAUCAACCGCAAACUCUCCGCCGCCAGCAUGCACGAGGCCCUCAAACUGGCUGAGAGACCAGAUCUGGUGAUCUAGCUAGAACAGUGUUUCUUAAACUUCUCGUUUCACUCACAGAGACCGGCAAGCUAUGGUUUGGAUGAAAAAUAGUAUUUGACAUUUKACUAAAUUGAGGCAGAUAACCCUCUGGACCAGUCAGCAAACAUUGCUCUAGACUGAGGAAUCCUAUUCAGUUCAUGAGUAGAGGAAGGCUAUGUAAAUGUAUAGAAAAUAACUUAUUAUUGUUCACACCUGGCACACACAAGAAUAUUAGCUCCACAUUUUGUCUGGUUAUUGGGACAGACCCAAACCAAGCGUCAGAUUACAAUGUAAAAAAUUAAAUGUUAGAUGACGGUGAAAUGCAGAGAACAUUUUUCGAUAGCAUGGCACACUCUUGUAUUGGAUGAGAGGACAAAUAAUAGGCUAUGGCUGUGAUACGACAAACGACGCCGUCAUGUUAUUUUGUUAGAUAUAUCACUGUGUAUUUGGUACUUGAAAUUGAAAAUCACACUCGAUGCAUAAAGUUUGUGUGAGAAAAAAAAAAGAAAGAAAAAAAACAUUUUAAAGUUAAACAAUAUGCACCACAGAUGGUGAGCCAUGGUUCCAGUUAUGUAUAUUGAGUAACAGGAAAAAUGUGUUCAAUGAACCACCUUCGAAACCAUUUGUGAAAUUGUAAUUAUUAUGUGUAGAAUUUUGACCAAACUCAAAGUCAUGCAACCCAAUUAUGUUAGUAACAUAUUUAUAUCUGCUUGACAGUUGGUCAUAUGGACAUAUUUCGUCAAAUGUACCAUGCACUUUAGAGCAUAAGUAGUUUUGAGCCUUCAGCAGAGCACUUAGCCCUAAUUGCUCCUGUAAGUCGCUCUGGAUAAGAGCAUCUGCUAAAUGACUCAAAUGUACAUGUUGAUAUGAUAAGAACUGGGAUUAACCCUUCAUUGUACAGCACAUACUGUGAAUAUAUUUUAUCAAUAUAUUAGUAUUUGAUCAGUCAUAUUAAGCUAGGCCUUUUUCAAGUAUACUGAAAUAUUCAAUGUUCAAUAUAUAUUUCAAGUAUAUUCAAGUAUAUUGUAGAGAAAAACCUUAUGUUGAUAGGGAUGACAUUGGCCAAGGUUGACUAGGGUGAAUAAUGGUACAUAAAUGUUUGAUUGUAAUGGUUUUGAUUUGUUCAUUUAUUCCAGAUGUUUUUAUUUUUAUUUAAACAACAUAUCUGAGAACGAGAAGGAACAGGUU